AUGUCGCAAGAUAUCAAUGGUGGUUGCUUGUACUCUUUGCUUAGAGAGUUCGAGAUUCCAGUGGAAAAUCAUGGUACUAUGGUACAACAAGUUGCUGGAUUGGCCGAGACAUCAAUUAGGAUGCCCAUUGUUGUGGACAUAAUAUACGUGGAGUUAAUGGAAAUAGAGGUGCCUAUUGUGGAUUUGGUGCUCGAUUACGAUACCAUAAUCUUGGACUCCAUGGAGACUUAUGAGCCUAAGUCCAUUCCAGCGACUAAAUCUUCUAUUGAGGCCUUGGAGAAGAUUAGGUUUCAGCCAAGUUCAAACUUGAUUCAAGAAUGUAGCAUCUGCUUGGAAGAGUUUCAAAUAGGUUUUGAAGUCACUAGCAUGCCGUGUUCACAUGUUUAUCACGGAAAAUGUAUCGGCAAGUGGUUACAGAUACCAGGUUAG
Molecule: messenger RNA, 429 nt
Organism: Quercus lobata
Lineage: Eukaryota; Viridiplantae; Streptophyta; Magnoliopsida; Fagales; Fagaceae
Product: E3 ubiquitin-protein ligase RNF181-like
Exons: 1
Coding region: 1-429 (142 amino acids)
Biological process (GO): protein ubiquitination
Cellular component (GO): cytoplasm
Molecular function (GO): ubiquitin protein ligase activity
Source: RefSeq, a predicted model, not a curated record